This is a messenger RNA of Ricinus communis (castor bean), 1866 nucleotides long. Its product is annotated as AT-hook motif nuclear-localized protein 25. The transcript has a single exon. The record is from RefSeq and is a predicted model, not a curated record. Bases 741 to 1616 code for a protein of 291 amino acids. Gene Ontology annotation, biological process: vegetative to reproductive phase transition of meristem. Gene Ontology annotation, molecular function: minor groove of adenine-thymine-rich DNA binding; DNA-binding transcription factor activity. Gene Ontology annotation, cellular component: nucleus. Lineage: Eukaryota; Viridiplantae; Streptophyta; Magnoliopsida; Malpighiales; Euphorbiaceae.
UUCACUCAUUUAACUGUCUUUUCUCUCUUCUCCAUUCAAAGCUCUCUCUAAGCAUCGAAAGGGCUCUAAUUGCUUUUUUCAUAAAGAAUUUCAUUAUUCUUUUCUCUUCUCUUCUCUUCUCUAUUCUUUUUUUUUUUUCUUCUUCUUUUUCCUCUUAAUUAAUUCACAGCUCAAGUACUGCCGCGCACCCUUUAUCUCAGAAGUUUUCACUGAUAAGUCUCUUUUCUUCAUCCUCAUCUAUGGUGCUUUCUGGUUGCUGUUGUUAUUAUAUAUAAGUGCAUUCAAAUAUUAUUUCUUUCGUCUUUUUUUUUUUUUUUUUUGUUCCUUUGAAAGAUCUGGUUCCAGUUACAAACUUGUAAACCUGACAGCAAUUAUAAGCUUUAAUACUCUUUUUUUUUUUUUUUUUGGUCUUGAGUUUGUUGGGGGGUUUUGAAAACAUAAGGAAGUAGUUGCUCAAUUACAUAGCCUUUGUCCGCUGAAUUUGAGUGAGAAUAAAUAAAGUAACCGCAGUUUCGGGUUGAUGUAGGAUUAAUUAGUAACUGAUCUCCUUCCUAGUUCUUGGAUCCUCUUUCUUUCUGUUAUUUUGUUAUUUGCUUCUAGAAGAUUUAAACGGUUUCCUUGGAUUCUCGAGGGAUCUUGGAAUAGAAAUCUUGAAAAAUUUGUUGGUGAUAGAGCGUAGAAUUAAAGAUCGGAAGAGAAAGCUGGCAAAUAACAAGUGGUGGGAGAGAGUAGAUGCUGGGAUGGCGGGGUAUAAUAAUGAGCAAUCAGCAACAGGAACAGGUUCUCGCUAUGUUCAUCAACUCCUAAGACCAGAACUUCAUCUCCAAAGACCAUCAUUUCCUUCUCAACCAUCCUCCGAUUCUAAAGACAACAACAUCUCACCUCAAUCCAAAGACCAUAAUAAGUUCUCUGACUCCGAAGCAGCCGCCGCCACCAGUUCUGGCUCCAAUCGCCGCCCUAGAGGCCGUCCUGCUGGCUCCAAGAAUAAACCUAAGCCCCCUAUUAUUGUAACACGUGACAGCCCCAAUGCCCUCCGAUCUCACGUGCUUGAGGUUUCUACUGGCAGCGACAUCAUGGAAAGUGUAUCUAUUUAUGCUCGGAAGAGAGGUAGAGGAGUUUGUGUGCUCAGCGGAAACGGGACAGUUGCUAAUGUUACACUGAGACAGCCAGCGUCUCCUGCGGGGAGUGUGGUGACUUUGCACGGUAGGUUUGAGAUUCUUUCGCUCUCUGGAACGGUGCUUCCGCCACCAGCGCCGCCUGGGGCGGGAGGAUUGUCCAUAUUUUUGUCUGGUGGACAGGGACAGGUUGUUGGAGGAAGUGUGGUAGGUCCCUUGAUGGCUUCUGGGCCUGUGGUUUUGAUGGCUGCAUCUUUUGCUAAUGCUGUUUUUGAACGUUUGCCUUUGGAUGAGGAGGAUGGUACUGUGCCGGUUCAAUCCACUGCUUCGCAGUCUUCAGGUGUCACCGGAGGAGGGGGUGGUGCUGGGCAGCUUGGGGAUGGUGGAGGCGGUGGCGGUGGCGGUGCUGGUCUUUUUAAUAUGGGAGGUAAUGUGGCAAAUUACCCAUUCUCAGGUGAUUUGUUCGGAUGGGGUGGAAAUGCUGCACGGCCUCCAUUUUAGGAGCCUCGUUUUGCAGUGAGCAAUAUCAAGAAACAUUAUGAUGAAAUCUUGUAUGAUAAAAGAAAAAGAUUGUGAUAUGGUGGAAGAUGGAAAUGUGAUCUCAUUAAUUCAUUGACAAGUGGAAAAAGAAGGGGUUCAUGGAUGCUAUGGCUGCUGCUUGUAGGUUGUUUGGUUUUGCAGCAAAAUGGAUUUGCAGACUUGUCAAGGUCAGUCAAGUUCAAUUUCAUGUAUAAAACAAUUCAGUUCCCUU